AUGGAGACAGCACUAGAGGCGCCCUGUCGACUAAUACCAAGGGGUUUGGAAGAUGGAAGACUACUAGUUGUAGCGCUGCGGCUCAUUCCAUGGGGAGGCUGAUAGUUACGAGCUGAGGAAGUUUCCUGACUCCAGACACCACCCUCAGCCUCAGUUGUGAUCUUAUCUCGCAAAAGGGCAGCGGCAACACUAUUGUACUUUUCACUGAGCGUCCAGUUAGACCGAUAA
Molecule: messenger RNA, 228 nt
Organism: Rodentolepis nana
Lineage: Eukaryota; Metazoa; Platyhelminthes; Cestoda; Cyclophyllidea; Hymenolepididae
Source: the annotation of a GenBank genome assembly